Molecule: messenger RNA, 4643 nt
Organism: Cydia pomonella (codling moth)
Lineage: Eukaryota; Metazoa; Arthropoda; Insecta; Lepidoptera; Tortricidae
Product: phospholipid phosphatase 1-like
Exons: 7
Coding region: 592-1500 (302 amino acids)
Biological process (GO): signal transduction; phospholipid dephosphorylation; phospholipid metabolic process
Molecular function (GO): phosphatidate phosphatase activity
Source: RefSeq, a predicted model, not a curated record
CUUAUUUAUUAAUGUCGUUUUAAAAAGAGACCGUAACUUCUAUACAGGGUUUAUUUAGUCACCUGCAAUAAUUUACGGCCUGAAUAUAUAGGUCAUACUGAGAGACUUUUACUACGGGACCAAUUCUGAAAUCGUGAAAAGAAUUUUUACGCUCCCAUAGAAAAUGUCAAGGUCAGACAGCCAAAAUGUAUGAAACGGCCAAGUUUUUUCGCGAUUUCGGGGUUGGUUCGAUAGUAAAAGUGGCUCAGUAUGACCUAUAUAUUUACCCCGUAAGUUAUUGCAGGUGACUAAAUAAACACCUUGUAUACAAUAGAGGCCGCUCUUCAUUUUGGCGGAGAGUUCAAGUCUCUUCAUGCAAUGCAGUAUCAGUGAACGAUUAAAAUGGCCUAGCAUGCGUAAUAUUCUUACUAUCAAUCCUUAUCAAGAAGUGAAUUAGCAAUAGAUAAUGAACAAAAGCAAAUCAGUUUUAAAGUGCUAGUCGAUAUAUGAACGCGAAGUGUGUUUGUGUGGGCUAUUAUAUUUUGUGUGUGUAUAAAUAGUUACGCUUUGUGUAUAUAUAUAGUUACCCUUAUAAGUGAAAUAGAUCUGAAAAUGGAUUUUAGGACAUAUGAAGUGGUGCCGCGACGAGACUUGGAGUCUCAAUCCACCUCGAAUUCAGCAAAAAAACACAGCAUUUGGUGGAAUGUGUUUCUCGACGUUCCCAUACUCGCAGCCGUUGUUAUCGUCGUCAGCCUAUAUGAGUAUGGCAUCAUCCCCUCCUACAAGAGCGGCUUCUUCUGCAACGACCCGAACCUAAGCUACACGUUCAACGGAGACACUGUGAAAGAGGUGGUGUUAGUGACUACCGUCUUACUGAUGCCUUUAACAGCCUUCCUCAUCACAGAGCUGGUCCUCCUCGACUCUGACUACCUCCGUUCUCGGCCUGUAGAGGCCCUCAGGAGAACCGGUCUGCUGUAUCGGAACUAUAUGUACGGCUUGGUCUUCAACGUCCUUGUUGUUGAGAUCAUAAAAGGCCUAAGUGGAAUGCCGAGGCCGGUGUUCUUUCAAAUCUGCAAGCCGGAUACUGGAAUCAACUGUACAACGGGCGAAUACAUUUCUACCUUCGAGUGCACGUCGUCCUACUCCUGGUGGAAACAAUAUGACUCAUACCAUAGCUUCCCGUCGGGACACACCUCUUUAUCAGUCUACUGUGGACUUUUUAUUGCGUGGUACCUCCAACGCCGCGCGUUCUCCUGGUCGUCUCGGACGGUGCUUCUCGUCCCAUUGGCCCAGAUCUGCUGCGUCGGUUACGCAGCCGUAUGCUCCCUGUCCAGGAUAACUGAUCAUAGACAUCAUUGGUGGGAUGUCGCUGCUGGGAUGGUCGUUGGUGUAGUCACACUUUUAUUCGCGGUAUUUCCCAUCACCAAUAACUUCGCACUAGUGAGAGUAGCGAGUGUUUCAAAGACCCAGCAUUCCAGCACAGACCUGCUUUAUGUGACCUCAAGAAGACCUGUGUCUUAAUAUUAUGAAGUUAGUAGUAGACCCCAUUUAAGUGUUCGUUGCCAGAAUACUUCUAUUUGAGAGUGUCUCACAGAAAAAUAAAACCUACUCUGAGCAUGUCGGGCCAUGCUCAGAGUAGGGUUCCGUAGUUAUUCUUCCGUCACAAGAAGCUAAACUGGAGCUUAAAAUAUGGUAGAUUGUUAACCAAGGGAUGAACUGUGGGUGUACGUCUUUUUACUAUGAAGGGGAAACUUUUUGCGAUAACUCAAAAACAGCUAAACUGAUCAUAUCCGCUAUAGUUUUCAUUUAAUGUCUUUCUUAAGCUCUACUUCCAAGAUUUUUUUCAUAUUUUUUGGACCUAUGGUUCAAAAGUUGGGGGGGGGGGACAUUUUUUUUUCUUUCGGAGCAAUUAUCUCCGAAUAUAUUCACUCAAUCAAGAAAUGUUUGUUGAAGACCCCUAUUAGUAUUAGUUUUGAAAGACCUUUCCAACGAUAUCCCAAACUGUAGGGUUGAAGCAAAAAAAAAAAUUCACCUCCACUUUACGUGUAGGUACCCUAACAAAAAUUAAAUUUUUAGAUUUUAUUGUACGACUUUGUCGGCUUUAUUGAUUUAUAUAUCCAUGCCAAAUUUCAGCUUUCUAGCACUAACGACCACGGAGCAAAGCCUCGGACAGACAGACGGACGGACAUGGCGAAACUAUAAGGGUUCCUAGUUGACUACGGAACCCUAAAAAGAGGAAAAAACUUAAAUUCAAUAUAUGAAAAAUGCGGCUAUUUAAAGUACAAAUAAAAAUAAUUGAAAUGGGUGGAUCAACUUUUUUCGUACAAGUGACAAAGACUGAUUAUAGAAGUUAAGAGCAUUUAUAAAUUUCUCCGAAAUCUGUUUUUCGCUCCUAAUUUUUAUAUUAAUCAUGAAAUCGAAAAAGUGAAACGUAGAGUAAAUAUUUUUCAUAAUGUCAAUAUGCAGAGAGGAAAAUGGGGACUACGUUUGUAUGACGUCCCCUUUCCUCUUAACACUCGUCUGUAGGUAUAAUCCGGUAAACCACAAAAGUUUUGUAUUUAAAAGAUAUUAUAAAAUGUGUUCGGCUGCAUUAUAUAAUGUUAAAAUCUGUCAGUUAAAGUUAGCUCUUCUUCUCUUUUGUUAUGUGAAAGAAAAGGAUAGAGCUAACAUUAAUCGUCAGAUGAUUCUGAGAUUUGUUUUGACUUUAAGAUGUUGUUUUCUUAAUAUUAAGCAUUAAGUAUGACGACCGGUCUGGCCUCGUGGGUAGUGACCCUGCCUACGAAGCCGAUGUCCCGGGUUCAAAUCCUGGUAAGGGCAUUUACUCGUGUGAUGAGCAUGGAUAUUUGUUCUUGAGUCAUGGUGUUUUCUAUGUAUUUAUAAAAUAUUUAUAUAUUAUAUAUAUCAUUGUCUAAGUAUCCUCAACAUAAGCCUUAUUGAGCUUACUGUGGGACUUAGUCAAUUUGUGUAAUAAUGUCCUAUAAUAUUUAUUAUUAUUAAGUAUAAACUAUUUUUUAUAAAAAAAUAUAUCAUAUAAAAUAAAAUUGUAUUAUUAUUAUUAUCGAAUAAUCUACUUAAGAAAUAGUGACGAAGACCUCAAUCCUUUUUGCAUAAAAUGUUUGUAAAAAAGAUUGCAAGAAAAAAAUGUGAGUAGGUAGGUAAGUAUAUGAAUUGAAAGUCUUGGUCCAUGGGGUCCCAGCGCGCACAAGUUUUUUUGCAGAAAUCGCGAAGCGUCUGGUGACGUAACUGGUGACCGAAGAGCUGGCGGCUUCCGCUCACAACGUAUCAGCAUUGCGAUACAACGAGGAAAUGCCGCCAACAUCUUUGGUACAAUGCCUUAGGGGCCUAUUUUAGAUUUAAGCUAGUUAUAGUAAUCCUCUGUACUGUUAAACUAAAUACACCAAUCAUCAUCAAAUUAACGAUUUAAUAGAAUAAUAACCGGCCAAGAGCAUGUCGGGCCACGCUCAGUGUAGGGUUCCGUAGUUACUGUUCCGUCACAAUAAGCUAAACUGGAGGUACUACUAAACGAUACUAAAGUAGUAAAUUGUUAACCAAGGGAUGAAACGGUACCUUUCACCCGAGUUAAACAAAUAGGCAAAUUUGCAUAAUCAAUACCUAAUUAAAGUAAGUCUUUUUACUAUGAAGGGAAAACUUUUUGCGAUAACUCAAAAACAGCUAAACUGAUCAUUUCCGCUUUAGUUUUCAUUUAAUGUCUUUCUUAAGCUCUACUUCCACGAUUUUUUUCAUAUUUUUUGGACCUAUGGUUCAAAAGUUACAGGGGGGGGGGACACAAUUUUUUUUUUCUUUUGGAGCGAUUAUCUCCGAAUAUAUUCACUUUAUCAAAAAAUGUUUCUUUAAAACCCCUAUUAGUUUUGAAAGACCUUUCCAACGAUACCCCACACUCUAGGGUUGAGGCGAAAAAAAAAUUUCACCCCCACUUUACGUGUAGGGGAGGUACCCUAGAAAAAAUUAAAUUUUUAGAUUUUAUUGUACGACUUUGUCGGCUUUAUUGAUUUAUAUAUCCAAGCCAAAGUUCAGCUUUCUGGCACUAACAACCACGGAGCAAAGCCUCGGACAGACAGACAGACAGACAGACGGACAUGGCGAAACUAUAAGGGUUCCUAGUUAACUACGGAACCCUAAAACCAGACAUAACUUGGGAAACUCCACUACAGCCGCCAUUGCCGCGAUGCUCAUCUGUCAGUCUUUGCCGCCCUAUAGUGAUGUGACCAUAUCCAAUACCGAUUGUAGGCUGCACUCGAGAAAGCCUCAUCAUCGGUUAUCAGUAUAUAAUCAUUAUGUAUACUACAAUUGUAAAUAAAUAAAUGUAUUCUAUGCGAAGAAAAGUAUAUUAAUUAGGAAAUUUUGUAGGUUAGGGUUUUUUUCAUUGAGGAGGUGUGUUUUCUGUGUUACAUUAAAAGAAAUGGACUAUAAGCUUAAUUUUGGAUUUUUAUCCGAAAUAAAAUCAUUUUAUUUAUUUAUGUAAUUUUUUUUCUGGAUUUUCAUAGGUACCUGUUCAAACCUUCUACUUGUUAUAAGCUGGGAUUUAAGGUCAAUACGGCUAAAUCCGUCUGCGGAUACAUGAGCGUUUUUUUUAAAACACCCUUGUUUUUUCCACGAAUUUUUCAUUUCAGCAGUAAAUCUAGAUCUGCUCUAUUGCCUACAGU